Messenger RNA from Coniophora puteana RWD-64-598 SS2, 795 nucleotides. Its product is annotated as FabD lysophospholipase-like protein. Gene Ontology annotation, molecular function: fatty acid synthase activity. The annotation marks the transcript as partial. NCBI's taxonomy places the organism in Eukaryota, Fungi, Basidiomycota, Agaricomycetes, Boletales, Coniophoraceae. The transcript is spliced from 2 exons. Gene Ontology annotation, biological process: fatty acid biosynthetic process. The record is from RefSeq and is a predicted model, not a curated record.
CUCUGCCUGGUCUUCUCCGGCCAAGGUCCCCAGCACAUUUUCAUGGGUCGCCAACUCGCUGAGGCGUUCCCCACCUUCCUUGAGGCGGUUAAGGAGCAGGACCGUAUCCUCACUCAGGUCUACAAACAGGAGAGCAUGCUCGAGCGCACUGGUCUCUUCAUCCCUGGUGUCGAGUGCAAACUCGCCGCCAACGGGCAGUGGCCCGUCCAGGAGGUCGUUCUUGGCCUCGUCUUCGUUCAGAUGGCCAUGACCGACCUCGUCAGGAGCCUUGGCAUCAAGUACGACUUCGUCGUUGGUCACUCCAUCGGUGAGAUCGCCAUGGGCUACGCCUCAGGCCACUACGACCGCGAGAUGGCUGUCGGUAUCGCUGUUGCGCGUGCCGCUGCCAUGACUAGGGCCGAGGGUAACGGUGCCAUGGUUGCUCUUGGUGUCGGCGUGCAGAAGGCCAAGACCAUGAUCCGCAAGGUCUUCUCUCAGUACAAGGUCACCGAGGGCCUCUGGAUCGCUGGUAUCAACUCCCCCCAGGCCGUCACUGUCGCCGGUACUCAUGAGCUCAUCGACGCCAUGGUUGAGCUCGCCAACGACCCCAACGCCAAGGUCUUCGCCGCCAAGCUCCGUGUCGGCUGCGCCUUCCACACUCCCCUCAUGGAACCUCAGGAGGAGCUCUUCAAGAGCAAGGUCCUCGAGACCCCUCUUGCCCACGGCACCAAUGCCCCUGUUGCUCGCGUCAUGUCGACCACCGACGGCAAGUGGCUCGACCGCGAACUCGACGUUAACUACUGCUGGGACAACAUC